Messenger RNA from Pyricularia grisea, 783 nucleotides. RefSeq lists its product as uncharacterized. NCBI's taxonomy places the organism in Eukaryota, Fungi, Ascomycota, Sordariomycetes, Magnaporthales, Pyriculariaceae. The coding region runs from base 1 to 783 and encodes 260 amino acids. The record is from RefSeq and is a predicted model, not a curated record. The transcript has a single exon.
AUGGCGUCGACCGGGAGUCCCCCCUCGCUGCCAAAGCCACCGUCGCGAGCCGUCCAGAUGGAGCUCCAGAACCGCAUAUCGCUCGCAACGUCUCGCAUGUCAUUUCUGCAAAAGUACCGAAGCAAGCGACCGCAACCCUCCGCCGCACCGACGAACGGGACGGCGACAACGACAAAGACGGCUUCCUUCUCAUCCCUGGCCGGCAAGGGCAGACCAGCAGCCACCGCUGUAAAUAACGGCGACGGCGACGACGACGACGAAGAUGAGCCGCCCCUGCGAGCGGUCGCAGACCCCAACACCGGCCUCGGUCACGCACCCAAGGCGGCGGCGGCGGCUGCGACGGCCGCGUCCCGGCAGAACGACAAGUUGCGCGCGCGGCUGGUAGGAAGGCAGCAGCAGCAGAAGGGCGGAGGCGGUAGUGACAAGUCGGCCGCGAAGCGGCAGCGCAACGACCAAGACAGCAGCGAGGACGACGAGCCGGGCCGGAGCGGGCUGGGGCGGUCCAAGAAACAGAAGCGACAGCCGACGCAGCAGCAAGCGCGGUCUGAUGAUCUAGAAUAUGACGCUAUUGGUGACGAUGGUGGUGAUUGCACGCCUCGGGAAGAGCAGAUGCAGGGUUCCAGGCCCGCGCGUGCCGAGGUUGGGCUCGACCAUGUGCAACAUGACGCAGCAAAGGGAUUAUCUGGCCCUGACGAGAUCGAUUCAAACGCUGCCGAUCCAGUCAAGGGCAGAAAGAAUAAACAGAAGAAAAACAAAAAGAAACAAAAGUCAUCGUUGAGUUGA